AUGUCCAGCCAAAAAGUCCAAGCCUCCGUCCUGCACGGUGCUCGCGAUCUCCGUGUUGAAGAGCGCGACCUACCCACACCCGCCGCCGAUGAGGUCCAAAUCGCCGUCCAAGCUACCGGCCUCUGCGGCUCCGACCUCCACUACUUUAAUCACUUCCGCAACGGCGACAUCCUUGUCCGCGAGCCCCUCACUCUAGGCCACGAGUCGAGCGGCACCGUCGUCGCCGCCGGCAGCGCCGUGAAGGACCUUGUCCCCGGCGACCGCGUCGCCCUCGAGGUCGGCUUGCCCUGCGAAAACUGCGAGUACUGCACCAGCGGCCGCUACAACAUUUGCCGCGGCAUCAAGUUUCGCAGCUCCGCCAAGGCCUUUCCCCACGCCCAGGGCACGCUGCAGGAGCGCGUCAACCACCCUGCCCGCUGGUGUCACAAACUGCCUCCGGCCUUGUCGCUCGACCUCGGCGCCGUGCUUGAGCCCCUCUCCGUCGCCAUGCACGCCCGCGACAGAGCGAACCUACCCGAAGGCGCGACGGUGCUGGUGAUUGGCGCCGGCGCCGUCGGCCUGCUCGCCGCGGCGGUCAGUAAAGCCGCCAAUGCCAAGACGGUCGUCAUUGCCGAUAUCCAAAAGGACCGCAUCGACUUUGCUGUGCAACAUGGCUUUGCGGAUGCGAGCGUGCUUGUUCCCAUGGAGCGCCCGCAGACGAUUGAAGACAAGCUCGCGUACGCGCAGAAAGUCGCCGACAUGGUCAAAACCACGACCGUCAACGGCGAGGCCGUCGGCGAGGUCUCUGCUGUAUACGAAUGCACCGGCGUUGAGACGUGUGUUCAGGCUUCAAUUUACGCCACAAAGCCAGGCGGCAAAGUCAUGAUUAUCGGCAUGGGGACGCCGAUCCUCACACUGCCCAUGUCCGCCGCGGCCCUCCGCGAAGUCGACCUCCUCGGUGUCUUUCGCUAUGCCAACACAUAUGCCAGGGCCAUUGAGCUGGUCGUCAAUCGCCCAGCUGCUAUGCCGGAUCUGUCGCCGCUCGUCACGCAUCAUUUCAAGGGUAUCAGCAAUAUCCCCAAGGCAUUUGCCAUGGCCGGCCAGGUCAAGGACGAACAAGGGAAGCUAGUGCUCAAGGUGGUGGUGGAUAUGGAGUAA
This is a messenger RNA of Beauveria bassiana ARSEF 2860, 1137 nucleotides long. Its product is annotated as sorbitol dehydrogenase. Gene Ontology annotation, molecular function: L-iditol 2-dehydrogenase (NAD+) activity; zinc ion binding. The transcript is spliced from 4 exons. Lineage: Eukaryota; Fungi; Ascomycota; Sordariomycetes; Hypocreales; Cordycipitaceae. The record is from RefSeq and is a predicted model, not a curated record. Bases 1 to 1137 code for a protein of 378 amino acids. Gene Ontology annotation, biological process: D-sorbitol catabolic process.